This is a messenger RNA of [Torrubiella] hemipterigena, 1758 nucleotides long. NCBI's taxonomy places the organism in Eukaryota, Fungi, Ascomycota, Sordariomycetes, Hypocreales, Clavicipitaceae. The record is from the annotation of a GenBank genome assembly.
CCAAGACCAUCAACCACAAUAAUGGCGGCUGAUCCGGGGCGGAUUAAUCAGAAACAGGCUCAAAAGCUUCGUAUAAAGAGAUUCGCCCCAAAGACAAGAUCGGGGUGUGUCAUCUGCCGCGAGCGGCGAGUCAAAUGUGAUGAGUCGAAGCCAUCAUGUAACCGAUGUAAUGCUGCAUCUCGAACUUGCAAAUAUGAGGAUACAAAGCGAAAAUUCCGGCGAACGAAUGUUUUGCUGAUAGCCCCGUCGCCAGUCGUCUUCGCAACGCCAACAGCCAUCCCACAGUUCAGUGCUUCCAUGGAGAUAAGGGAUCUGAUCCAUUUAAUACCCCGCGUUGUGUCAAAGGACAAUCGACCAAUGGGCCGGGGCGAGUGUUAUGAUAAGAUGCUAAGCUUCUGUCAACGGCUAGAAGCUUUCAUCUUUGAAUUACCAAUGCGUUCGGGGCACGUUGCCGUGUUGGAUUCAGCUGUCGCGUGCGUCGCCGCCGGUCUAAGAUGGCGUGUAGCUACACGAGCACAAGAGACAGCUCUGGAACGAAUAGCACUGGGCCUCUAUGGUGAUACAUUAAAACAGCUGCAACCUGCGUUGGUAGAUGCGAAAGAGUCAUUGUCAUCGGAUACGUUGUGCGCAACGCAGCUGUUGUUCCUCUUCGAGACAUUGUCUCGUGACAAUCGCACCGCUCUAGUAUAUCAUGCUGCAGGCGCUAGUCGCUUGAUUGAACACCGCGGGCCGAGUCGCUUCAAUUCACAGUUUGAUAGGUCUUUACUGAUUGCACAUGCCCCCAUAUCCAUUAUGGAAUCCUUUUUCAAUGAAAAACAUUCAACCUUGGAAAGUGAAUCUUGGCAGAGCGUUUUCCGAGCGUUCUCACCCAAGGAUUUUGGCUUCUCGCCAAUCGACGAGCCUUUGGUGUCCAGUCUAGCCAUGCGCAGCGCAUGUCCGGGUCUUAUUUGCGACUGGAAACACCUAUUCAAUAAACACAUGGAUGAUGACUUGAAACGCAAGUCGUUACUUACGCGGACCGGCAAAUACAUCAAAAAAACGAACCAAUGGCUUACGCGAUGGAGAGACUAUCUCUUUAAUCCUCAGGCAGACGAUGGCACAAAACUGACAGAAAUAAGACCAGGUGAGGACCGCCACCCGGGUAGGUGUAUUGAUGGUGUCCUUUUACAGGAAUUUAAUCUUCUGAUGGCUAUUCGCAUGUAUGUUAGCCUUGGUGGCCCAGAGAGCACUGCGUUGGAGUUGAAGGGUCAACAAAUAGCCCGUGAGACAUUAGUAGGCCACAAGCUCGAAAAUCGAACAUGCUACGGAGUGGUUGGAAACUUGGCUCAACAUUCAGCCAUGGAAAUAUGCGCAAAUGCAGCAGGCUGCUUUCAAGGAGAUGCCGAUGCGUGGCUUGAGACGGCGCGAUCCAACGAUCUACGUGCGAAGGAGGGUCUGCCAACCGAGCUGGCACCGGCUAAUAUUGUCUUGGAAUAUAUAUCGAAUAUCUAGAUUAUAGUAUUUGCCUGUAAUAUAUGGCCCACUAAUAUCGUACUUUGUAUAUUUUGGUCUCCGUGUAUGGUAACAAUGCCAGCGCGACGGUAUUAGAGGCGGGCCAGACAGCCGAGAGAUUUAGUUCGAUCUGAUGCAACGUCUGCGGUGCAAGCUGCACCAGACCAGACAAGAUACUACGGAAAUGUGUUCAGUUUCUGAAAAAAGCCGAAAUAUUUUCAUUGGAGAUUAAAAAAUAGUAACAAAUAUAUGCUUUUCCAAUACCGG